Thunnus maccoyii (southern bluefin tuna) is the source of this 1628-nucleotide messenger RNA. It is a transcript of the gene ctso, whose product is annotated as cathepsin O. The record is from RefSeq and is a predicted model, not a curated record. Gene Ontology annotation, molecular function: cysteine-type endopeptidase activity. Gene Ontology annotation, cellular component: lysosome. Bases 268 to 1398 code for a protein of 376 amino acids. The transcript is spliced from 8 exons. Lineage: Eukaryota; Metazoa; Chordata; Actinopteri; Scombriformes; Scombridae.
AAUUUUGGAUAAAUGAAGAAUGAAACCCCUAAAAUGCAAAACCAGGAUUUGUAGGACUUUUGAAUUAAGAUAGUUGGAUAUAAACCUACUUUUAGCAUAACUUUUAUAUUAGGAUACAUUGCCAAAUCUCAAUUUCUUUAUUUUUAAUCUAAUUCAUUUUUUAACUACUCAUUUUUCUAAGCUUUUAACUUCUGUUCGUUUUUGUCAGUACAUCUAAAUUGGUCUUAAUGCUCUCCUUCAAUACUUCAAUUUUACUUUCUGUUUCCAAUGCGGCGCCUUCUGAUCGCUGCGCAUGCGCUGAAGAUUAUCCCUCACCUUUUCCGCGAACAUCUGAACUUUAGUACUUCCCUUUUUAAUCACUGCUGUUGGUUGCAUGUUUUAAAACCGACCUAUCGCCGUCAAAUGAGGGGCGGUCAGCUGUUCACGGUGUUUGUAGCGACAGUUUCCACACUCGUCUCUCCUCUGUGUUGUCAGAACAGGAGCUCAGAUGACAGUCGGACUGAUUUCAACUCGUUCAGAGCGCAGUUUCACCGCAUGCAUGAGGUCAACAGCGAGGAAUUCAGCCGUCGUCAUCUCUAUUUUCAGAAUUCUACAGAGCGGCACGCAUACCUGAACUCAUUCUCCACAGCACCACAGUCUGCCAAGUACGGCACCAACCAGUUCUCUAACCUCUCACAGAAGGAAUUCAGAGAUCUCUACCUGCGAACAAUCUCUGACAGAGCUCCUGUCUUCUCUGGACCGAAGACAGAGCAGCUACCAGCUAAGUUUGACUGGAGGGACAAAGGAGUGGUAGCACCAGUCCAGAACCAACAAGCAUGCGGGAGUUGUUGGGCGUUCAGUGUGGUCGGUGCCAUGCAGGCCGUCCACACCAUAGGAGGCUCACGGCUGGAGCAGCUCAGUGUACAGCAAGUUCUGGACUGCUCCUUCCAAAAUGAAGGCUGCAAUGGAGGGUCCCCGCUCCGGGCUCUGAAUUGGUUAAAGCAGACCAGAGUGAAAUUGGUGCCUCAGUCAGAGUAUCCCUACAAGGCCAAGACAGGAAUCUGCCAUUUUUUCUCCCUGUCACAUGGCGUUGUUGCUGUCAAGAACUUUUCUGCACAUGACUUCAGUGGUCAAGAGGAGGCAAUGAUGGGUCAGCUGGUGGAGCAUGGUCCUUUGACUGCUGUUGUGGAUGCUGUCAGCUGGCAGGAUUACCUGGGAGGAAUCAUCCAACACCACUGCUCCAGCCAAUGGUCUAACCAUGCUGUCCUAGUUGUUGGAUAUGACACUACUGGGGAUAUUCCAUACUGGAUUGUACAGAACUCCUGGGGAACUACAUGGGGGAAUGAGGGUUAUGUUUAUGUGAAAAUUGGUGGCGAUGUUUGUGGUAUUGCAGAUAACGUGGCAGCUGUGUUUCUUUGACAAUGUUGUGUUUAUUUUUGUCAUUGUAACUAUGUGUGUGUGUGUGUGUGUGUGUGUGAGUGACUUUGCAUGUAUUCACACUUUAAAUCAGUCAUCAGUUUACUUUCAAGGGUCAUGUUAAAUAAUGUUUUUAUUGAAAUGUCACAUGUUACAUCAAUAAGACAAAAUAAAUCACUUUCUAUGCUGAUAAAUGUCGGAUUGUAACUGAGCAAUCAAUACACACAACACUG